CCGCGCCUCCCGCGGCCCCUUCCCCGCUCCUCCCGCACCCUCCGCACGCAGCGCCAGGUCAUGAUUUUCAUUUUCUCGUGUCAUUCUCUUGAAGAGAGGAAAUGAUUGUAGUGGAACGUGUUACAAAUAAGCCACUGAUACGGAGCCUUCGCAGUUCAGAAACGUUUAUAGAAGAGCAAAUAUAGCCCUUUUUUGUUUGUGUUCUGGAAUCUGUCUUGUCAAAAAGGGAAAUAAAAAUGACGACUUCGUCUAUUAGACGGCAGAUGAAGAACAUUGUGAACAAUUACUCAGAGGCCGAAAUAAAAGUUCGGGAAGCGACCUCUAAUGACCCCUGGGGUCCUUCCAGUUCAUUAAUGACUGAAAUAGCAGAUCUGACUUACAAUGUUGUGGCCUUUUCUGAAAUUAUGAGCAUGAUCUGGAAACGACUGAAUGACCAUGGCAAGAACUGGCGACACGUGUACAAGGCCCUUACUCUGUUAGAUUACCUGAUUAAAACUGGCUCUGAGAGAGUGGCACAGCAGUGUAAAGAGAAUAUUUUUGCUAUCCAGACAUUGAAAGAUUUUCAGUAUAUUGAUCGAGACGGUAAAGACCAGGGCAUCAAUGUGAGAGAGAAAUCUAAGCAGCUGGUGUCUCUUCUGAAGGAUGACGAGCGACUCAAGACAGAGAGGGCCCAAGCCCUGAAGACCAAAGAACGCAUGGCUCAGGUGGCCACUGGAGUGGGUAGCAAUCAGAUCACCUUCGGCCGAGGCUCCAGUCAGCCAAACCUAUCCACCAGCUACUCGGAGCAAGAAUAUGGAAAGUCUGGAGGAUCCCCAGCAUCUUACCAUGGCUCUACGUCCCCUCGAGUUUCCUCGGAGCUCGAGCAGGCCCGGCCUCAGACAAGUGGAGAAGAGGAGCUCCAACUGCAGCUCGCGCUGGCAAUGAGCCGGGAAGUGGCGGAGCAGGAGGAGCGCCUCAGACGCGGAGAUGAUCUGAGAUUACAGAUGGCUCUGGAGGAGAGUCGCAGAGACACAAUUAAAAUUCCCAAAAAGAAGGAGCAUACCACUUUGUUGGACCUAAUGGAUGCCCUGCCCUCGUCGGCACCAGCCCCACAGAAAACAGAGCCUUGGGGACCUCCUGCUGUUGCAAACCAAACUGAUCCCUGGGGAGGAUCCACAGUUGCAGCUACUGCCUCUGACCCAUGGCAAUCAUUUGGUGCCAAACCAGCUGCUUCCGUUGACCCUUGGGCAGCACCAGCAGGAUCCACAGCUCAGUCUCUGUCCAAAAAUGUUGACCCUUGGGCUCCUGCUCAGCCAUCUUCUACCGCAGCAAAAUCUUCUGUGGAUCCUUGGGGACCAGCACCUGCAAACAAACCUCUCUCUACUUCUGGAAGUACAUCUUUUGACCUCUUCAGUAAUUUGAAUGGUACAGUUAAAGAUGAUUUUUCUGAAUUUGACACACUUCGAACUUCCAAAAAGCCAGCUGAAUCAGGUUCCACUUUGCCAUCUCAGCAUAGCGGUACCACAAGUCCUGAUCUCUUUGAUUCCCAGCACUCAAGCGUGACAUCAGGCAAACAAAGUGCAGCUCGGAAAACCCCCGAGUCUUUUUUGGGCCCCAAUGCUGCUUUGGUGAACCUGGAUUCGCUGGUGUCUAAGCCGCCGCAACCUGUUACUUCACUGAAUCCAUUCUUGGCACCAGGCGCUGCUACAGCACCAACUCCAAUCAACCCCUUCCAAGUGAAUCAGCCUCAGCCACUCACUCUAAAUCAGAUGAGAGCGAGUCCUGUGAUGGGAACCAGCCCUUCUUUCAGUGCUGUGCCACCGAUCAGCAUGGAGCCAAUACCUCUGUCUUCCAUGGCCCCAGUGCCUGUGGGAAUGGCACCGAUACCAGCUAUGGGCACUGUGGCAUCUAUAACGAGGAUGGGCCAGGGGCUGAACGUGAGCAUUGCAGGAUCAAUGACCCAACCUCUUCACAGUACAGGAAUGCCGCCGUCAGCAUCCCAGUCUACAAAUACAACUAACCCUUUUCUCCUAUAAAGACCCAAUUAAAAGAACUUUCUUUUCAUAGUGUUUCCAGGCUGAAGUCUUUACAGCAAAAUGAACGUGGCCUGUGUGGACUGAACGGUGUGUAAGAGACUUGGAAGUAGAUUUGCAGUUUACAGUUAUGAUCUUUGAAGAGUUGUCUCUACUUACCAGUUAAUCUAAAUCUAGUCUUUGCUACAGAUGGUACCUUACUUUGGCUUGUUGAGCAUUAUGUGAAAUGUUCAGACUUUUCACCAAAGUUAGAUUCUGCCCAUUUUGUUACUUUGUUAAUCAUUUCAAUACACUUUCUAGGGAGAACCUACCAUUUUAAACUCCGUUGGCUAUUUUGUAGAUGUCAGAUGAUGUGCUGGAUCCUGAAAUUACUAUUUACCUGCAUCUGUCACUUCCUAUGCCCAUACGAUAGACCUGAGAUUCAGAGUGCUAGUGAAUGUUUUGCACAUAACUAUACACAGUUCUAGACUGUUGGUUCACCCAUAGUCCUUACUCUUAGAGGAGAACGAUUUGGAGGGCCCAGGUGGCUGGUUUUUAUGCAUUAAACAUUGCAACGCAAAAUCGCACUGCUUUCGUAUCAGAGGUUUGACCGAGAAAGCAAGCUUGUCUCAAAAGGAAAAAAAAAAAACAAAACACACAGACAAAAAACCCAAGAACAUUCUCAAGUUGUCAAGUAUAACGUGUGCUGUUGUAUGCAGUGUUGAAUUUGUACACUACUCUCUAAGGACUCCUGAGGAACUCUCUGUGAGUGGCAUGCUGCACUCGUGCUGAGUGAGUGUCCUGCUCUGUGCUUGUCCAGUACCAGCUUCGUUUGGAAGUUAUCGUAUGUAUUUUGGUUUUAUUUGACUUACAAUGUGAGUUGAAAGAAAAAAGAAAUACAGUGGGACAACUUUGAAUUCAGUUUCACCGGGGCAAGCUUUAAAACUAAUUCAGGCUUAACCUUGCUAUAUGCAGUUACUCUUGUAUACUUUUGCACAUAUUUUGUUUAGUACAGUUUCAUAUUUGAGUUUGCAGAGUUACCUAAUAGUCCUUUUUUUGCUAAUUUUUAUAAUGUGGUUCUUAUUUAACUGUCUGGUUUUGAUAGAUUUAUCAAGUCUGGCUGAAAAAUUAAGAUAUUGGCAAAUGUCAUUUUUAUGGUUUUAAUGCCCUCUUAUUUAUGGUUUUAGCUCUUUGUUUCUGUAAAGAGAGUUUAAAAGGGAAGAUUAACACUAAAAUAUUUACUUUUAAAUGAAGUAUUCAUAAUGCAAAUCAAAACAAAUUCUCGUGACUAAUUAUUUUUAGAUUAGUUGAAAUUGAGCAUAACAUGAUUUAAGACUACAUUAAAAAGAAAAAACACUAAAGUCGCCUUUCCCUUGAUUUGUUCCCGUUUUCCGAUUACCAGAAUGGACAGACGUUUAGCCUUUAUGAAGAUCGGAAGAGAGGCUGGUUUUUUUUCUUGUAAUACUUCUUGAGAUGUUAAAAAUUCUAAUGUACAAACACGACUCAUUAAUUUUAUUGACUAAUUUUUCUUAAUGAAAGGUGCACUCCAUAUUAAAAACCGGUUCCAUUUACAACUAUUAAUUGUAAGCUGAACUAUACAUUUUUAACUUGCAUGUCUGGACUCAUCGGCACUAAACCGCGCUCAGGUUUCAGCCAGUGUUUCUGGUGGAAACCUGGCCUUCUCAAAGAUGGCAAACGUUUCUGAGCUCUGCUUUCACAAACAACUGCAAACCUCCGCAGAGCAUGUGGAAAGGGAUGUCCCAGUGCUUGCUACCGCCUUGAGGGCGUCUCUGUGAAUGAACUGAUGCAUCUUGGUGGCCUUU
Messenger RNA from Gymnogyps californianus (California condor), 3814 nucleotides. It is a transcript of the gene EPN2, whose product is annotated as epsin 2. The record is from RefSeq and is a predicted model, not a curated record. Bases 237 to 2015 code for a protein of 592 amino acids. Gene Ontology annotation, biological process: endocytosis. The transcript is spliced from 9 exons. Gene Ontology annotation, molecular function: clathrin binding; phospholipid binding. Gene Ontology annotation, cellular component: endosome; clathrin vesicle coat; plasma membrane. NCBI's taxonomy places the organism in Eukaryota, Metazoa, Chordata, Aves, Accipitriformes, Cathartidae.